Oncorhynchus nerka (sockeye salmon) is the source of this 798-nucleotide messenger RNA. RefSeq names its product voltage-dependent T-type calcium channel subunit alpha-1I-like. Gene Ontology annotation, biological process: membrane depolarization during action potential; positive regulation of calcium ion-dependent exocytosis; transmembrane transport. The transcript has 6 exons. NCBI's taxonomy places the organism in Eukaryota, Metazoa, Chordata, Actinopteri, Salmoniformes, Salmonidae. The annotation marks the transcript as partial. The record is from RefSeq and is a predicted model, not a curated record. Gene Ontology annotation, cellular component: voltage-gated sodium channel complex; neuron projection; plasma membrane. Gene Ontology annotation, molecular function: voltage-gated sodium channel activity; low voltage-gated calcium channel activity.
GGUGAUCAGUCGAGCCCCAGGUCUGAAGCUGGUAGUGGAGACUCUAAUAACGUCUCUGAAACCUAUAGGAAACAUUGUUCUUAUCUGCUGUGCUUUCUUCAUCAUAUUUGGUAUCCUGGGGGUGCAGCUGUUCAAAGGGAAGUUCUUCUACUGCUUUGGCCCCGACGUCAAGAACAUCACCAACAAGUCUGACUGUCUGCAGGCCAACUACAAAUGGGUUCAUCACAAGUACAACUUUGACAACCUGGGACAGGCUCUGAUGUCCCUGUUUGUGCUGGCUUCAAAGGACGGUUGGGUCAACAUCAUGUACCAUGGCCUGGAUGCUGUAGGGGUGGACCAACAGCCAGUGAUCAACAACAGUCCAUGGAUGCUCCUCUACUUCAUCUCAUUCCUCCUCAUCGUCAGUUUCUUCGUUCUGAACAUGUUUGUGGGCGUGGUAGUGGAGAACUUCCACAAGUGCCGUCAGAACCAGGAAGUGGAAGAGGCUAAAAGGAGAGAGGAUAAACGACGGAGACGCAUGGAGAAGAAGAGGAGGGACGCCCAGAAGAUCCCCUACUAUGCCAGCUACAGCUCCCUCCGCCUGUGGAUCCACACUCUGUGUACCACCUACUACCUGGACCUCUUCAUCACCUUCAUCAUCUGUAUCAACGUCAUCACCAUGUCACUGGAACACUACAGCCAGCCACGAUCUCUGGAUCUAGUGUUGAAGUACUGUAACUAUUUCUUCACGUCCACCUUUGUACUGGAGACCCUCCUGAAGCUCACCGCCUUUGGCUUCCGACGCUUCUUUAAAGACAG